ACAUGGCAGGCCACCAAUAUGGUUUAUCUGAAUUGUCAAAUGGGAUUUAUUCAAAAAUAAAUAAGAAGAGGAGAUACAUGUACCAGUAUCCUUCAAACUUAGAAUCAACUUCCCAAUUUGGAUUAUGGAUGAGCAUUAUGGCGUGUAUGGCACUAUAGAGUAUAGGAGUGGAGAACAUGAAAAAGUGUAUGUAGAGAUAAAAAUAUCUAUUAAGGUGGCAAAAAGUCAGAAAAGAUAAUUAAGCUUGGAGAAGAGAAGAGAAGAGAAGAGAGAGAAGUGGACAUGGAGCAUCUACCAUUGCAGGACCAUAUGCUACCUAAGAGAAUAAUACUGGUGAGGCAUGGAGAGAGCCAAGGCAACCUAGACGACACCGCCUACACCACCACCCCAGACAAUCAAAUCGCUCUCACCCCUCACGGCAUCGACCAAGCCCACCUCGUAGGCCAACGCAUCCGCCGCCUGCUCUCCGACGACGACCGCUCCCACAACUGGAAGGCCUACUUCUACGUAUCACCUUACCACCGUACUCGCUCCACCCUUAGCGAAAUCGGCAAGUCUUUCCCCAGAAACCGAAUCCUCGGUGUGAGGGAAGAAUGCAGAAUCAGAGAACAGGAUUUUGGGAAUUUCCAGGUAGAGGAGCGGAUGAAAGCCAUUAAACACACCCGUGAGCGCUUCGGCCGCUUCUUCUUCCGCUUUCCAGAUGGAGAAUCCGCCGCCGAUGUCUUCGAUCGCCUUUCCAGCUUCAUGGAGUCGUUGUGGAGGGAUAUAGACAUGAAAAGGCUUGAUCACCAUCACAAACUCGGUGAUGAGAUAAACCUGAUCAUCGUUUCACACGGAUUGACCAUUCGAGUGUUCUUGAUGAAGUGGUUCAAGUGGACGGUGGAGCAAUUCGAGCAUCUUAACAAUCCGGGUAACUGUGAAUUUAGGGUAAUUCAAUUGGGUUCAGGUGGAGAUUACAGCCUCGCCAUCCAUCACUCUGAGGAAGAACUCCUCCACUGGGGACUCUCCCCUGAGAUGGUCGCCGACCAGAGGUGGCGUGCCAAUGCCACUAAGGGGGAUUGGAACGAGAAAUGCUCAUGGUACCUCGACAGCUUCUUCGAUUAUCUACCUUCUUCCGAUUCCUCUUCUGACUCCGACAACAAUAACAAUAAGAAAGUUUCCUCACUACCACCAUGAGGAAAAGGAAAACAACUGGCAAUUCUUGUUCUUUUGUUACAUUGUUUAAUUCAUAGGAAACAUAUCUCAGCUGGGUUUGAUUGGGUUUAAAAGAAUCUAAACAGGUGAAGGGUACACUGUUCAUGGAGAUGAGAUACCAAGAGGAUGGAAAGAGAAAAAACGAAGCGGCAAUUAGACCUAAUAUUCUUCAGUGAUUUCCAUUUUUCUGAUAUCUAUAUAAAUCUUUGCUGUUUC
Molecule: messenger RNA, 1410 nt
Organism: Macadamia integrifolia
Lineage: Eukaryota; Viridiplantae; Streptophyta; Magnoliopsida; Proteales; Proteaceae
Product: phosphoglycerate mutase-like protein AT74
Exons: 2
Coding region: 283-1176 (297 amino acids)
Molecular function (GO): phosphatase activity
Source: RefSeq, a predicted model, not a curated record